AAGUCCACACCCCUGUGCAACUACUCUUACGCACAUGCUAGUAGCAUUUACCUUCAGCACCUUAGAUGAGAACUAUAGUGUUCCUGGGGUUAUCUAUGCGGGAGAUUUUGCUGCAUUCUGGCUUUGAUGAGCCAUCAUGAAAAGGUGACUUUCUGGCUACAAAAUGCUUUGUAUUUUGGGAUGGAAAUUAUCUUAGACUGUACCACUAUUUGGAAGAUUAAUAAGGAGUGGCUGUUUGGGUAUUUCUCAACACUUGGAGUGUCAGAGUUGAUCAUUUCUCACUUCCAGCAACAAUGGACCUAACUUUGUGGCAGUACCAGUUCAGGUUCAUAAUGCUGGGGGACUCCACUGUGGGUAAAUCAUCCCUCCUGAAGCGAUACACCGAGGAUUUGUUCCUGGAGUCAAUCAACCAAACUGUGGGUGUAGAUUUUUACGUUCACUUCCUGGAGGUGGAGCCGGGGGUCCGGGUCAAGCUGCAGUUCUGGGACACCGCUGGGCAGGAGAGGUUCAGAUCAGUGACCCGUUCUUAUUAUCGGAACUCUGCCGGAGGCCUGCUGGUGUUUGACAUCACCAGUCGGUCAUCCUUUGACCAUAUAAAGGAGUGGCACGCUGAGGUGUGCGAGCGAGUGCAACCACAGAAGGUUCUGUUUGUCCUGGUAGGUCAGAAGAUUGACCAGGACACUCACGAGGACAGAGCAGUGAGCCGGGAAGAGGCCCAGAAACUGGCCGGACAGCUGGGGAUGCCCUACGUCGAGGCUUCAGCAAAGACAGGACAAAAUGUGAGAGAGUCAUUCGAGCUCCUCACUCGACGGGUCUACCAGGGUCUGUUGAGCGGGGAAAUAGAACUGCAGGAGGGCUGGGAUGGUGUCAAGUGUGUUGCCCCACAGACACUACAGUUACAAAGAAACAGUGUGUCUAAAGCCAGCUCACCAACCAAGAACAAAAACAAGUGCUGUGGAUAAAUACUGUACUGACAUAAAACUCAUGCUCUGGUAGGAGAGAAACCGCCUGCUGGCAAGUUGGAUUUAUAGUGGCGAUGUAAUGUAUGACCACCCUAAAAGACACUCAAAAUAUAUAUUUUUCAUUUCUAUUGUGUGGAGUUGUGUAUAAUUUUGUAAAAUAAUGACUCAAUAUUGAAUCUAAACACAGUGAAAGGUACAAUGAUUGUUUUAGAAUGUAUUACUUUAGCUGACAUCACCAGCAGUCUGACAUUUACAAUGAAUUGCAAACAUUUGCAUACCCCUUGGACUUUUUAAUAUUUUGUCAUAGUACCAUUACAUAAAAUUUAUUUCAUAUCUGUGAACAGCAAAUUUUCUCUCAAAUUCUCAGAUUGAUGCCGCUCUGGAUGUGUUUGUGCCAUUAUUGCUCAUCUUUAUCCCACUCUCAUUUUUUGCAGAUUUUUCUUUCAGGAUUGUUCUUGUUUAGCUCCAUCAACUCUAGACGGUUUCCCUGUAAGCCACUAAAGAAGAGCAUCCAUAGUAUGAUGUUAAAACUAUUUUAGGUGUCACCGUGGAGAUGGUGUGCAGUGUUUUUCAACAUGCAAAGCAUUUAGCUUGUAAGUGAUAAAGCUCCGUUUUGAUCUCAUUUGACCAGAGCAGCUUUGUGUCUGUGCCAUCUAUAUUUCUAGAGCUGAAUUGCUAAGGUUUCUUAUGCCAUUUUCUUCUGGGCACUUUUAAAUGAAGGCCAGAUCGGUGAAGAGCAUGAAUUGAAAGAUUCCCACAACUGUUACUAUGAGCUUCCUGCCUGGUUCUUUCAUUAAUGCUCUCAUUGUCUGACUUGUCAUGUUUUGGUAGGUGCAGUGGUGUCUAACUGAUGUUGAAUUAAACAGUGUUCCUUUGUCUCCACGAUGCUGUUUGUUCACUAAUAUUCUCUACCAAACAUCUAUGUCAAUUACAAGACAGCUAGUUUUAUACUGACAUUUAAUAACAUACACUAGUUACCCUAUUUAUUAAUAAUUUUAAAACUGACGUCCUCUGCUUUCUCCUGCUUUUAUUUAGGGGUAUCAGAUUGGGGGUGAAUGCAGUCCACAUCACACUUUUAAGAUUUAUGUUUGCAAAAACAGAUGUCACUGUCCAUCCAUUUGUAACUAAAGAAGUAAAAAAGUUUGCAGGGUCUGAAUACUUCUGUACUUGAAUUAAUAUCCUCUCAAGUAUAAGGUUAGCAGUUUCACUUUUUUGUCAGUCUUUACAGAAAUUAUGUUACAUAGGACAUCAUUGUCGAGCAUGUUGUAUUUUAGUAUUAAACCUAUCUUAAGGUUUGCUCUUGCAAAUGAUGCAAUUUCUUAUGAGUUUUGUACUUUGAGACAGUUUUUUCUUCCUUUAUUAACAUAUGCUUGGCGCACAGCCUAUGCUAUUAAUGGACUGAUGAUGUCAUUAGUUAACCUCAGUUCAGUAGCAAAAGGGUAUAAAGGUUAAUGUCUUGCAGUUUGCUUUUUGCAUAAGUAAUCUAAAAGAUGUUAAAAAUCGGACUCUUUCGUGGCCACAUUCAAUCUAAAACGUGGGCAUUUUCUCUAUUGACUUUUUUGUCAUCUGGACUUGUAGAUGACACUGGAUAAGUGGUUUCUCACUCUGAGAGCACCCACAAGAAAUAUCUCAGAGGUCAGAAAGUGUGGUUUUAGUGUUUUAAGGGGAAACUAUCACUUGUAAAAAAAUAGCCAAUAAAUGAUUCUUUGAUGCGCAAACACACUGAUGGUGUGACUAACAAUAAGGGGGCUGAAAAAUUGCGGAAGCCGCUGCACUACACACAUUCUUUUUCUUAGAGAGCUAUUUAAGUAUUUCCUGUUACUUGUUUGCUGUAAGGAGUGGUAAAGGUACCAAAUGUCUUUAUUUAGAUUAAAAACACCAACUUUUAUGAUCUCAUCUUAAGCCUAAGUCGGUGAAACAAAAUUGACUGAUUUCCAGGUGCUGUUGUUAAAAUUAAAUAAAAUCUCUUGGGUGCCUCUGGA
Xiphophorus hellerii (green swordtail) is the source of this 2944-nucleotide messenger RNA. It is a transcript of the gene rab42b, whose product is annotated as RAB42, member RAS oncogene family. Lineage: Eukaryota; Metazoa; Chordata; Actinopteri; Cyprinodontiformes; Poeciliidae. The coding region runs from base 294 to 962 and encodes 222 amino acids. The transcript has 3 exons. The record is from RefSeq and is a predicted model, not a curated record. Gene Ontology annotation, molecular function: GTPase activity; GTP binding.